Messenger RNA from Oppia nitens, 2634 nucleotides. RefSeq lists its product as uncharacterized. The transcript is spliced from 5 exons. The coding region runs from base 43 to 2595 and encodes 850 amino acids. NCBI's taxonomy places the organism in Eukaryota, Metazoa, Arthropoda, Arachnida, Sarcoptiformes, Oppiidae. The record is from RefSeq and is a predicted model, not a curated record.
AAUAUUUAAAUUUUUAAAAAGCUACCAUAAAUAAUUAUCAAGAUGAAAAUUACUAAAUUUUUUUGCUAUUUAAUAUUUAUUAUUAUUUUGUCGCAACAAUUAUUUGUAAUUGGUCAAGAUGGUGACAAUGGAGGUAAUGGCGGUAAUGGGGGUCCUUUCGGUUAUGGGGGUAAUGGGGGUAAUGGAAAUUCUGGCGGUAAUGGAGGUGAUGGCAGUAAUGGAGGUGAUAGUGGUAAUGGAGGUAAUGGGGGUAAUGAUAAUCAGCAACAAACUGAAACAACAACAACUGAAGGUAAUAAUUUAGGUGGUAAUGGAGGUGAUGGCAGUAAUGGAAAUUCAGGCGGUAAUGGAGGUCCUUUCGGUUACGGAGAUAAUGGAGGUAAUGGCGGUAAUGGAGGUGAUGGCAGUAAUGCAAGUCCUGAUGGUAAUGGAGGUGAUGGCAGUAAUGCAAGUCCUGGUGGUAAUGGAGGUGAUGGUAGUAAUGCAAGUCCUGGUGGUAAUGGAGGUGAUGGUAGUAAUGGAAAUACUGGCGGUAAUGGAGGUGAUGGCGGUAAUGGAGGUCCUUUCGGUUAUGGAGGUGAUGGCAGUAAUGCAAGUCCUGGUGGUAAUGGAGGUGAUGCUAGUAAUGGAAAUACUGGCGGUAAUGGAGGUGAUGGCGGUAAUGGAGGUCCUUUCGGUUAUGGAGGUGAUGGCAGUAAUGCAAGUCCUGGUGGUAAUGGAGGUGAUGCUAGUAAUGGAAAUACUGGCGGUAAUGGAGGUGAUGGCGGUAAUGGAGGUGAUGGCGGUAAUGGAGGUCCUUUCGGUUAUGGAGGUAAUGGGGGUAAUGGAAAUUCUGGCGGUAAUGGAGGUGAUGGCAGUAAUGGAAAUACUGGCGGUAAUGGAGGUGAUGGCAGUAAUGCAAGUCCUGGUGGUAAUGGAGGUGAUGGCAGUAAUGCAAGUCCUGGUGAUAAUGGAGGUGAUGGUAGUAAUGCAAGUCCUGGUGGUAAUGGAGGUGAUGGUAGUAAUGCAAGUCCUGGUGGUAAUGGAGGUGAUGGUAGUAAUGCAAGUCCUGGUGGUAAUGGAGGUGAUGGUAGUAAUGCAAGUCCUGGUGGUAAUGGAGGUGAUGGUAGUAAUGGAAAUACUGGCGGUAAUGGAGGUGAUGGUAGUAAUGCAAGUCCUGGUGGUAAUGGAGGUGAUGGUAGUAAUGCAAGUCCUGGUGGUAAUGGAGGUGAUGGUAGUAAUGCAAGUCCUGGUGGUAAUGGAGGUGAUGGUAGUAAUGCAAGUCCUGGUGGUAAUGGAGGUGAUGGUAGUAAUGCAAGUCCUGGUGGUAAUGGAGGUGAUGGUAGUAAUGCAAGUCCUGGUGGUAAUGGAGGUGAUGGUAGUAAUGCAAGUCCUGGUGGUAAUGGAGGUGAUGGUAGUAAUGGAAAUACUGGAGAUGGAGGUAAUAAUGGAAAUCCUGGCGGUAAUGAUAAUCAACAACAAACCGAGACAACAACAACUGAAGGUUAUAAUGGAAGUAAUGAAAGCAAUCAAAUUGAAGCUACACAUGAAGGUGCUAAUAAAGGUGACGAAAAUAAAGAUAAUGAAUUAACAAAUAAAGAAGAUCAUAACCAGGAAACUACUACUCCUGGAGGAGAUCAUAGCGAAGAUACUACUACUCCUGGAGGAGACAAUAGCGAUGAAACAACUACUCCUGGAGUAGAUAAUAGCGAGGAAACUACUACUCCUGGAGGAGAUCAUAGCGAAGAUACUACUACUCCUGGAGGAGACAAUAGCGAUGAAACAACUACUCCUGGAGUAGAUAAUAGCGAGGAAACUACUACUCCUGGAGGAGAUCAUAGCGAAGAUACUACUACUCCUGGAGGAGACAAUAGCGAUGAAACAACUACUCCUGGAGUAGAUAAUAGCGAGGAAACUACUACUCCUGGAGGAGAUCAUAGCGAAGAUACUACUACUCCUGGAGGAGACAAUAGCGAUGAAACAACUACUCCUGGAGUAGAUAAUAGCGAGGAAACUACUACUCCUGGAGAUCAUAACGAGGAAACAACUACUCCUGGAGUAGAUAAUAGCGAGGAAACUACUACUCCUGGAGAUCAUAACGAGGAAACAACUACUCCUGGAGUAGAUAAUAGCGAGGAAACUACUACUCCUGGAGAUCAUAACGAGGAAACUACUACUCCUGGAGGAGAUCAUAGCGAGGAAACUACUACUCCUGGAGAUAAUAACGAGGAAACUACUACUCCUGGAGGAGAUCAUAGCGAGGAAACUACUACUCCUGGAGAUAAUAACGAGGAAACUACUACUCCUGGAGGAGAUCAUAGCGAGGAAACUACUACUCCUGGAGGAGAUCAUAGCGAGGAAACUACUACUCCUGGAGGAGAUAAUAACAAAUCAACUUCUACAGAAGAUGAUGAUGAUGAUGGUAGCGAUUUUAUUGAAGAAGAUACUGACGAUGGUUUCUUUGCUAGUACUUCUGAACUACCGACAGAAAGUAGUUGCUCUGCAGGUGUUCCGUGCAAACAAUCAGCUGAUGGUUGUUGUUAUGGUCAAGAUGUUUGUCAUAAUGAUAAAUGUGUUAAAUUAGAUUUUGAUGAACUAUUGGGUCCAAUGUUUUAAAAUAACAAUUUUACAACAUUUAAGAUUUAUAAUAAUAAU